GUUUCGCUUUGACGGAAAGAGCUUGCGCAUAAAUUACGAACGGGGGCGGCUUUGUUCGAUUCUCUUGGCAGCUCUAGGGUUUCUGCUUUUCUCUCGCCGCUUCGGAGCUAUCGGAAAAUGACGAAGAGAACCAAGAAGGCUGGAAUUGUCGGCAAGUAUGGCACUCGCUAUGGUGCUAGUCUGAGGAAGCAGAUUAAGAAGAUGGAGGUUAGUCAGCACAGCAAGUUCUUCUGUGAAUUCUGCGGAAAGUACGCAGUAAAGAGAAAAGCUGUGGGAAUAUGGGGAUGCAAAGACUGCGGCAAAGUGAAAGCUGGUGGUGCUUAUACUUUGAACACUGCAAGUGCCGUCACUGUAAGGAGUACCAUCAGGAGGCUGAGGGAGCAGACAGAGAGUUAAAUUUAUAUUAGGAUUCCAUCAUCAAAUUUAGUUGUAAUUUUUUUUUAGAACUUCUAGAACUUGAGGCAGAUUUUGAAGUUCUGAACUGAACAUUAUGCCUUUUGAUCUUUUACGGUUUCAUGUCUUGUAUGAAUGGGAUUCUCUGUGUGUUAGACUACUGCUUGUUUCUGGUUUUCAUUUUGAACCGUUUAUCCAUUGUUUCAA
Molecule: messenger RNA, 600 nt
Organism: Tripterygium wilfordii
Lineage: Eukaryota; Viridiplantae; Streptophyta; Magnoliopsida; Celastrales; Celastraceae
Product: 60S ribosomal protein L37a
Exons: 5
Coding region: 118-396 (92 amino acids)
Biological process (GO): translation
Cellular component (GO): ribosome
Molecular function (GO): structural constituent of ribosome
Source: RefSeq, a predicted model, not a curated record